UAUUUUGUUUUGGUUGUAUUUUUUUUUUUUGUGUGUUUUUUUUUUUUUUUGUUGUCGUUGUUGUGGGAGGCUCUGUGGUUUCAGGCGCUUAAACUAUGUCCGGCCGCGGGAAGCAGGGAGGCAAAGUCCGAGCUAAGGCGAAGUCGCGCUCGUCGCGGGCCGGGCUGCAGUUCCCCGUGGGCCGCGUCCACCGGCUGCUUCGGAAAGGGAACUACGCGGAGCGGGUGGGCGCCGGCGCGCCGGUGUACCUGGCGGCCGUGCUGGAGUACCUGACGGCCGAGAUCCUGGAGCUGGCGGGCAACGCGGCCCGCGACAACAAGAAGACGCGCAUCAUCCCCCGGCACCUGCAGCUGGCCAUCCGCAACGACGAGGAGCUCAACAAGCUGCUGGGCAAGGUGACCAUCGCGCAGGGCGGGGUGCUGCCCAACAUCCAGGCCGUGCUGCUGCCCAAGAAGACGGAGAGCCACAAAGCCAAGAGCAAAUAAGCUCAGUGAGCAAAGCUGCUCGGAUUUUUCACAACGCAACAUUGUAACCCAAAGGCUCUUUUCAGAGCCACCCACAUAGCCAGAAAAGAGUUGUGUUGCUUUAUUUACAAAAGUGUUUUGGUACUAAAUGUUUCUGGUGUGCUGCUUUUGCUAGUAGAGGUAAAGCCAUGUUUGUGGCAAUGCUGGAAAUCUUGCUCGUCCUUACCUGAAAAGGGACUUGCCUUUACUUUUUAGGUCCUCAUUCUUCUUGAUGUAGGAAGACUAAUUAUAUUUGUAGUAAUUUAUUGAUUCUUUUGUAACCGCAUUAGUGAAACAUUUGUUUCUCAUGUUCAAUCUACUUAACUUUCAUGACUUUACAGGCUACUUAUGGCAUGAAAUAUGGGGGAGGUGGGGUAAGGGGUGCCUAAAAGAUUGAGUCAGGUGUGGAGAAAGCUGUGCAGCAUGAAAAUAAAAGGAACAUCAUCCAAAACCCAUAUAACAAGAUCUAAGAAUGAAGAAAGGCUUCCUUUGUUGGCCUUUGUUCUUUUAAAGAUGUAAAGUUUCCCUGUGACUUUAUUGGAAGUUGCACUCAAUUAUUUUAAAGGUCUAUUCUAACCUAAAUGAUUCUAUGAUUUCUUCAUAAAUUAUAUGAGAAACGCCUUAGGGGAAAUGUCUCAUUUUGAUCUAGAUCCUUAACUAGUCAGACCUGUACUGUAAAGCAACGAUGUAGCAUCUUUCCAUUCAGAAGAACCUUCUUGCAGAGCUAGUAUAUUCUUGUUUUAAGUGAGAUUUUCAGACCCAUCACUCUUAAAAUCCCUUACUGUGUAUAGGUAUUCCUUUUGUUGUUGUAGGCAAUAUUAUUUAAAUUAAUAUCCUAUAUUGUUGACACAAGUAUCAACCAAGAUCAUAAUGUUAAAGCUCUGUAGAUUCACUGUUAUAAAUCACGAGAAACACUGUCUAGCUGAUUCCUUUUGAUAGGUUGUUCCCAGAAGCUGAGCCCUAAUGUUCUGCAGCACCCUGCGCUGAGAUCACAGCUCCCACCUGCACAGCACCUCUGCCCUCCCCAUCCCCUGGGGAGAAGGAGGAAUUAUCUAGGCUCAGAGGAAAGCAAAUAGCACCUAUAGCAAGAUACAAUCUCCUGUGCCUCUUCUCCCCACCCCCAAGCUGUAGUAGAAAAGCUUUUUAGAUAGGGUGGUAUAAUGGCUAAAGUGGGACAUUUGGGAUCGUUUGUGGAAAGAAACAUAAAGGAAGAGAGCUGUCUAGAGCACUAGGCUAUUCUGAUACGGUGACAGUAUCUGUGCAUGAAGUUUUGUUUGCAAGUGGAUACAUUUAGAGCUGUAACGCUGUUUUAUUGAUUCUCAUUAUUCUGUUUUAUUGAUCAUUACCUGCAGCUGCAUAUCUUCUGGCACUUGUAUUUUUCUUGAAGAGAUCUGAUGAUAUAAAAACUGGGUCUUGACAUGUCAAGUCUUCUAUAUUUAGUUUUCAGAAUAGGUACCUGCAUGUGUGUAUGUCAGAAGAUAGCAAUCAUAGGAAGGUUUGGGUUGGAAGAGAUCAUCAACGAUCACCUUGUCCAACCCUCCUGCCAUGGGCAGGAACAUCUUCUGUUAGAUCAGGUUGCUCAAAGUCCCAUCCAACCUGACUUUGAACACUUCUAAGGAUGGGACAUUCAUAACUUUGCUGGGCAAUCUGGUCCAGUGUCCUACCACCCUCACUGCAAAAAGUUUCCUUCUUGUAUCCAAUCUAAAUCUACCCUCUUUCAGUUUAAAGCUGUUGCCCCUUGUCCUGUCACCUGCCUUUUAACGUGCCUUGGUAAAAUGUCUUUCUCCAUCUUUCUAAACUGAAAGUUUGCAAUUCGGUAUCCCCAGAGCCUGCCUUUGUCCAGGCUGUCUCAGCCUUUUCUUAUAGGAGAGGUGUUUAAUCCUUCUGAUCAUUUUUGUGUCCCUUCUCCGGACCUGCUCCAACAGGUCCGUGUUUUCCUUUUGCUGGGGACCCUAGAACUAGAUGCAGGACUGUAGGUGGGGUCUCACAAGAGCAGAGUAGAAGGGGAGAUUCACUGCCCUCAACCUGCUAGCCAUGCUGCUUUUUAUGCGUCCCAGGAUAUGAUUGGCUUUGAGCCAUGUGCAUGUCUAGAUAAAAGCACUGGAAUUCCAGAGAAAGCCCGUGGGGGUAUCUGUAUCCAGGAGUGGGAUUUCUCUCUGAACAAACUCCUAAAUGUGGAAAUCAGAAUUGUUACCACCUUCCCCUUCUCUGAAUGUGGAGUUAAGUUCAGUAUAUCUCUCCAAAUUCUUCUUGUCAUCUAACCAGAAAUUCAAUAUUUUCUUCAGAAUUUCAUUCCAAACACCUCUUAUUUCACUCACUGCUCUGCUCACCUUAGUGACUAGAAUUUUACUCUGUGAUACAUAGGUCUAGUUCUUAGCAAUCCCUAUUUUUGUUCUUAGCCACUAGUGGUUGUACCAGUUGCAAACCCCAUGUUGUCAUCACAUUGAUGAGGCUUCAGAUGUAAAUGUCCUGUAAUUCAGACAGAUUGUGGUAAGAGUGAUGGCAAAUCUACUGGUACUAAAAACUUGACUUUCAAGCAAAUCCCACUGGAUGAAGAAAUGUAGCAAAGCAAUUUUAUGUAAGUGAACUUUCUCUCAUUUCCAUAUACAGCAAACAGUAGUGAAAGAGGAAAUCCUUACCAUAUGGUGCCUUAGGUGUAUCAGUGGGUUCCAAUAUUCCUUCACAUUCUAAAGAACUCGUGAUGCAAAAAAAAAACCUCUAACUGAGCUCCCUUGAAUGUUACACAUCAUAGUUAUAUUUAGGGAGAACUCGGUAAUAUCAGUCUAUAUAUCAAAAGUCAUAUAACUCCUUAGCUAAAAAGUAAGGCAAAAGGGUUUUCUACCUCUUUUCACCUUUGUUUGCAAUGUUAGGAAUAAUGCAUUCUACUAAAAAGACCUUACAGCAAUUUGUAUAUUAUUGUGGUUGUAGCAGAUACAGAAAUGGAUUUUAAAUUACAUAUAACCUCCCAAGAAAAUUAAGGGCAGCUAUGCAGUUGGAUAUAAAGCACUGAUGUGAUGGUACUUUUAUUAAAUUAUAUACUUCCUUGCGCAGUCAUAGUGAGAUGUUGCCUUACUGCACCAAACAAAUGUAAUUUUCUCAUUGUAGUUCUAGUGAGGAACUAGGGAGACUGUCCUAAUAAAUAUAUUUACACUUGAA
Messenger RNA from Tyto alba (common barn owl), 3659 nucleotides. Its product is annotated as histone H2A.J. Gene Ontology annotation, cellular component: nucleosome. The coding region runs from base 96 to 485 and encodes 129 amino acids. The transcript has a single exon. The record is from RefSeq and is a predicted model, not a curated record. Gene Ontology annotation, molecular function: structural constituent of chromatin; DNA binding; protein heterodimerization activity. Lineage: Eukaryota; Metazoa; Chordata; Aves; Strigiformes; Tytonidae.